GGCUAUAAUUAGCUGCCUCCCCCUGUGUCUCCCUCUGUCACACAAGCCGGCCGCACAGACUCUUAGUAGUCACCCCAAACUCUCAGCAGGAGUAGAUUCCAGACAGGCAGCAUGAGGAAAGCAGUCAUGGACCUCCUGUAUUGGCGAGACAUCGCUCUUUCUGCCGGCUGUCUCACCGGACUAACCCUGUGCCUGCUGUGUCUCAUUCAGUACAGUGUGAUCAGCGUUAUCUCGUACGCCUGUCUCCUCCUCCUAAGUGCGACGUUCACAGUUUGGGUUUACAGUAAACUUCUGCACACAAUCAAAAAAGGAGAUGGAGUGAACCCUUUCCAGAAGUACCUGGAUGCGGAGCCCAUACUCCCGGAGCAGCAGGUGGAGGCAGUCACUGCGCGCCUUGUGGUUCUAUCCCUGAGCGCACUCUCCACGUUCCGCCGCCUGUUCCUGGUGCAGGACACAAAGGAGUCACUGAAGUUCCUCGUUCUCCUCUACCUCUUCACGUAUGUCGGAGCCGUGGUCAACGGACUCACCCUGUUACUCCUGGGUGUAAUUGGAAUAUUCACAUUUCCUGUCAUGUACAAACACAACCAGGCGCUGGUGGAUCACUAUCUCUCACUCAUCACCAAUCGGGUGGCAGCGAUUAGAUCCAAAUUUCGAGCUCAGCUGAGGAAACAGGGAACUAAGAAGGACUAAUAAGUAAUAACCGUUCUCAGCCGUUCCUUCCAUGCGGUGCCAGGCUUAGUAGUGGUCAUUAUACGCCCGCCGUCCGUCCGUCCGUCCGUCCACAGCGGUCUGAGGGACACAGAGUCCUUAGUAUAAGAAUGAGCACAUCACAAUGUUACAUAAUAAAAUAACGACACAACACGUAAUCAUUCAGUUUUCUGGACAAUAAAUGUUUUUUUCAAUU
Messenger RNA from Pseudophryne corroboree (corroboree frog), 904 nucleotides. RefSeq names its product reticulon-2-like. The record is from RefSeq and is a predicted model, not a curated record. Bases 112 to 690 code for a protein of 192 amino acids. The transcript is spliced from 7 exons. Lineage: Eukaryota; Metazoa; Chordata; Amphibia; Anura; Myobatrachidae. Gene Ontology annotation, cellular component: endoplasmic reticulum membrane.